CUGGUGAGUGGGCUGGAGCCCUCGUCUGGGCCGGAAAAAAAAAAAAAAAGCCCUCUGGGUCUUCUUUUAGUUGCUUCUCUUCCUUUUUCUCAACGGUUUCUCAUCACUCCAAUCAGCCGCGACGAUGCCCAGGAAGAAGGCGGCGGCGGCCUGGGAAGAGCCGAGCUCGGGCAAUGGCACGGCCCGUGCUGGGCCCAGGAAGCGCGGCGGCCCGGCGGGCAGGAAGCGCGAGCGGCCCGAGCGAGGAGGGGACAGGCGGCCGCGAGGAGCUGCGUGCGACACCGCCUGUUCUCGGUGGCCUGACGCACCCCACGGCCUCCAGUACGCCCGGGCGCCACGGGGGAGGGGGCCACCGGCGCUCUAUGGGAGCGGCGGUUUUCGCCGGGGCUUUGAGGUUCCCGCCGCCUCGGCUCCGGCGCUCCAGGAGGGCGGGGCUUGGCGACCGCCGCGCAUGCUUUGUGCGGUCCUGCGCCGUCUCGCGCUGCCGGCGAGGCGGGGGCGGCUGGCGGCUGGGCGGAAACUUGAAGGGUCUAAGUGCAAAGGGCAGCUUUUGAUUUUUGGGGCAACCAACUGGGACUUGAUUGGUCGAAAAGAAGUGCCUAAACAACAAGCUGCUUACCGCAAUCUAGGUCAGAAUUUGUGGGGGCCCCACAGAUAUGGAUGCCUGUCAGGGGUCCGGGUGCGGACAGUGGUUUCGGGUUCAUGUGCCGCCCAUAGUCUCCUCAUCACCACAGAAGGGAAGCUGUGGAGCUGGGGUCGAAACGAGAAGGGGCAGCUGGGACAUGGUGACACCAAGAGAGUGGAAGCCCCCAAACUCAUUGAGGGUCUCAGCCAUGAAGUGAUUGUGUUGGCAGCAUGUGGGCGGAACCACACCCUGGCUUUAACAGAAACAGGCUCCGUGUUUGCAUUUGGAGAGAACAAGAUGGGGCAGCUGGGCCUGGGCAAUCAGACAGAUGCUGUUCCCAGCCCGGCACAGAUAAUGUACAAUGGCCAGCCAAUUACCAAAAUGGCCUGUGGGGCCGAAUUCAGCAUGAUAAUGGACUGCAAAGGAAACCUCUAUUCCUUUGGGUGCCCUGAAUAUGGUCAGCUGGGACACAACUCAGAUGGGAAGUUCAUUGCCCGGGCGCAACGGAUAGAGUACGACUGCGAGCUGGUGCCCCGACGAGUGGCCAUUUUCAUUGAGAAGACAAAAGAUGGGCAGAUUCUGCCAGUCCCAAACGUGGUGGUGCGAGAUGUAGCCUGUGGUGCUAACCACACGCUGGUUCUGGACUCUCAGAAGCGUGUUUUCUCCUGGGGCUUUGGUGGCUAUGGCCGGCUGGGCCAUGCGGAGCAGAAGGAUGAGAUGGUCCCUCGCCUGGUGAAGCUGUUCGACUUCCCCGGUCGUGGGGCAUCCCAGAUCUAUGCUGGUUACACCUGCUCCUUUGCCGUUAGUGAAGUGGGUGGUCUGUUUUUCUGGGGGGCUACCAACACCUCGCGUGAGUCAACCAUGUACCCGAAAGCAGUACAGGACCUCUGUGGCUGGAAGAUCAGGAGCCUGGCUUGUGGGAAGAGCAGCAUCAUUGUGGCUGCUGAUGAGAGCACCAUCAGCUGGGGCCCGUCGCCAACCUUCGGGGAACUGGGUUAUGGAGAUCACAAGCCUAAGUCUUCCACCGCAGCCCAAGAGGUGAAGACGCUGGACGGCAUUUUCACAGAGCAGGUCGCCAUGGGCUACUCGCACUCCUUGGUGAUAGCGAGAGAUGAAGGUGAAACAGAGAAGGAGAAGAUCAAGAAACUGCCAGAGUAUAACCCCCGAACCCUCUGA
Messenger RNA from Orycteropus afer afer, 1801 nucleotides. It is a transcript of the gene RCC2, whose product is annotated as regulator of chromosome condensation 2. Lineage: Eukaryota; Metazoa; Chordata; Mammalia; Tubulidentata; Orycteropodidae. The record is from RefSeq and is a predicted model, not a curated record.